AUGCUUCAGGGAUACCAAGUGUCGGCCACAAUAGUGGGCCGACUCGAGCGAGAGAUCACCGACUUGAGGUUGAAGCUUGAGUCCAUGACCAUGGAGCAUCCAAAGUCAUCGCUUCGUGGAAGAAGCCGGGGAAGGCAAGUUCCGAAAAACAGAUCGAGCCCUUCAAAUGAGGCGGUUCCAACCUGGCGCACGGUGUUCAAGUCACCAGUUUCCGCUGCCGGCCAGAACUUGAUUGUGGCCGACUCAAACAAUUUCCGAACCUCCGCCAAGUUCCAUCAAGUUCCAGGUGCACCACGCCCUGUUUGGAGCUCGCAGUCUUCGUGUUGGGCUACGAAGUGGGUUCGUAUGCUUCUUGCCCUUGCUCUGGUGUUGGCAAGCCCGCCUCGCGGCUGGUGCCGGCGGGCACGGCAACCGCAGCGUCGAGAAUUGGAGAGGAUGAUUUGUGGUUGGCCUUCUGCGCCAAUUCAUCAGGGCCACAACAGAGCCUUGUGUCAUCAUUCCGUCCGCGGUGAGUAG
Messenger RNA from Symbiodinium sp. CCMP2592, 516 nucleotides. NCBI's taxonomy places the organism in Eukaryota, Dinophyceae, Suessiales, Symbiodiniaceae. The record is from the annotation of a GenBank genome assembly.